GUUUGUGUAUGUUUUGUAGGGGCGCUUAAGGCAGAAUGUACCCGUAUUAUGAGAGCGAGUGGAGCGUUUUGCCCCCAGAACUCAACAGAAGGUUCAACCCGGCCUUUAACAUGGCCACGAUCAAGCAAGCAGUGAACGAAGCCAUCGAGCGAGUCCGGAUGCCCACCCCCAUGCGCCUGCGGGACCUCAUCCGCCAGAUCCGGGCGGCGCGAACCGCCGCCGAGGAGCGCAGCGUGGUCAACAAGGAAUGUGCGUACAUCCGCUCCACCUUCCGCGAAGAGGACUCGGUCUGGCGCUGCCGGAACAUCGCCAAGCUGCUCUACAUCCACAUGCUGGGGUACCCGGCGCACUUCGGCCAGCUGGAGUGUCUCAAACUGAUCGCGAGCUCGCGCUUCACGGACAAACGGAUCGGCUACCUGGGGGCCAUGCUGCUCCUAGACGAACGACAAGACGUCCACUUGUUGAUCACAAACUGCCUCAAAAAUGACUUGAAUUCCACCACGCAGUUCGUCGUGGGGUUGGCGCUGUGCACUCUGGGGGCCAUCGCGUCCCCAGAAAUGGCGCGCGAUUUAGCCGUGGAGGUCGAAAGACUAAUGAAGUCGCCGAAUGCAUACAUUAGGAAAAAAGCGGCCUUGUGCGCUUUCCGAAUUAUCAAACGAGUGCCUGAACUAAUGGAGAUUUUCUUGCCAGCGACGAGGAGUUUGCUCUCGGAAAAGAAUCACGGGGUGUUGAUCACCGGGGUUACCCUCAUCACGGAGAUGUGUGAAAAUAGCCCCGAUACUUUAAAUCACUUCAAAAAAAUCGUUCCGAACCUGGUCCGCAUCUUAAAAAAUCUAAUCCUGGCCGGCUACUCCCCCGACCACGACGUCUCCGGCGUGAGCGACCCCUUCUUGCAAGUAAAAAUCUUGAAACUCCUCCGCGUCCUCGGCCGCAACGACGCCGACGCCUCCGAAGCCAUGAACGACAUCCUAGCUCAAGUCGCCACCAACACCGAAACGAGUAAAAACGUUGGCAACACGAUCCUAUACGAGACUGUCUUAUCCAUAAUGGAUAUCAAAUCCGAGGGCGGCUUGCGAGUGCUCGCCGUCAAUAUUUUAGGGAGGUUCCUGUUGAACAACGACAAGAACAUACGCUACGUCGCGCUGAAUACUUUAUUGAGGACGGUCCACGUGGACACGUCGGCGGUGCAGAGGCACAGAUCGACGAUCUUGGAAUGCCUGAAGGACCCGGAUAUUUCGAUCAGGCGGAGGGCGAUGGAGUUGUCCUUCGCGUUGGUCAAUUCGCAGAACAUCAGGACGAUGAUGAAGGAGUUGAUCACGUUCUUGGAGAAGGCGGACCCGGAGUUUAAGGCGCAUUGUUCGUCGAGCAUCGUCUUGUCGGCGGAGAGGUUCGCACCGAACAAGAGGUGGCAUUUGGAUACGUUGUUGAAAGUAUUGAUUGGGGCCGGCAACUAUGUGCGCGAUGACGUCAUCUCCUCCACAAUCCAAUUAAUCUCGGAAAGCACCAAUCAGCAACCUUAUAUGACCUUGCAACUCUACAAGGCUUUAUCAGAAGACUUGAUGGACAAGCAACCUUUAACUCAAGUAGCCGUCUGGGCUAUAGGGGAGUACGGCGACCAGCUGCUGCAAGCAGCCGUCGACGACGACUCCAACGUGACUCCCCCGACGGAGGACGAAGUGAUCGAUCUAUACCAGAAGUUGCUGUGGUCUCCGCAGAACUCCACCACGACUAAACAGUACGCUUUGAUGUCGUUAACAAAACUGAGCACUAGGUUCACGGCUACUAAUAACAAAAUCCAACAAAUUAUCAGCUCGUUUUGUUCGAGUUUGCACAUAGAGCUGCAGCAGAGAGGCGUCGAGUUUUCUCAGUUUUUCGGGAAGUAUUCGCACUUGCGACCUUCUCUGCUGGAGAGGAUGCCCCCGAUGGAGCUGGUGCGGCAGAGCGCCGAAACACACACGAACGGCGACGUGGAAAGUGAGGUCAAGACGCCUGAAGACAGCCCCCAGCAUAUUAACAACGAUUCGAACGCUCUUCUGGAUCUGUUGGUCGAUUUCGGGGGCACGCCUCCAGCGCCACAACCGGCCACCACGACAACCACGACUAGCAACAAAGUAGACUUAUUAGAUCUUUUUAAUGAAAUGGAUAAUAUAGACACGCCAGCCUUACAAACUAUUCCUUCGACCGAUACGACAAAUUUGGGCUUGAUUGUAGAAAAUAACAACGGUAGUUUGCCUAUUGUGAUUAACCAGAACUCGAAUUUCAGGGGAGAUUUGUUAAGUAACUCUAAAACUGUGAAUGAAAAAGACGUGCCUACGAUCACGGCUUACGAUAAAGACGGACUGAGAAUGUCUUUUUCGUUGGAAAAAGUGCCAGAUAGUAACACUUUGACGAUACACGUGGUAGCUACCAAUCAGAUGUUGUCGCCGAUGACGGACUUCUUGUUCCAAGCUGCAGUUCCUAAGACAUUCCAGUUGCAAAUGAUGUCCCCGUCGGGGACCGUUAUGGGUCCAAAUGGACAAAUCACGCAGGUGUUGAAAGUAACAAACCCAAAUAAGAGCACACUAAAAAUGAGGAUAAGGUUGUCGUACACGGUGGACGGUAACCCGGUGCAGAUCCAAACGGAGGUAAACAACUUCCCGACGGAGAUUUGGGAUUGACGGAAAGCUGGCUAAUCUGUGAAUUUUCUCAUACUGUUACAUAUUUAUAAAUAUACAUACAAGUCUAUUUUUUAUUGUAGACUGUAUAACUGAAAUGUAAUAUUUUCUAUAAUUAGAUUUAGUUAUUUUUAGUGAGACACUGUAAAUACUUGUUUUUAAUAUCGAGUACUUAAUUAUUUUAGGCACUUUUUUCAUUAGAACUUUUCAUAAUUGAA
Molecule: messenger RNA, 2872 nt
Organism: Zophobas morio
Lineage: Eukaryota; Metazoa; Arthropoda; Insecta; Coleoptera; Tenebrionidae
Product: AP-1 complex subunit gamma-1-like
Biological process (GO): intracellular protein transport; Golgi to vacuole transport
Cellular component (GO): membrane coat; Golgi apparatus; AP-1 adaptor complex
Molecular function (GO): clathrin-cargo adaptor activity
Source: RefSeq, a predicted model, not a curated record